CAUUCCUUGAGGUUGCAUAAGCACAAUUUCAAAAUUAAUCCUCCUCUGGAGACCUCAACCCAGUGUAAACGUUCCUGGCUGGAAAAGAAGAACUAUACUUUUCUUAUUUUUUUUUUCAACUCUUUAGUGUUAACUUGCCUUUGUAUCUCCGCCUUCUUUUUCUGCAAGAAACUUUAUUUCCUACUUCUGCACACCAAGUCUCUACCUCUAGAUCUGUUUGGUUCAGUUGGUGGGCAAUCUGACACACCGGUGCCUCCUGGAAGAAGCCAUCUGCUGAACACAGGAAAGUGGAUGACAAGGACACAUCGGCUCAAUCCACAGCAUGUCAUCCACAUCCCAUUCUCUGUUUCCAAGAGAUUUUGACAUGAACAGUGAAGAAGCCACAACCACUUAUGACUACAAUGACGGUGCACCCUGUCACAAACCUAGCGUGAAGCAACUCGUAGCCCAGCUCCUGCCUCCGCUCUACUCGCUGGUGUUCAUCUUCGGUCUUGUGGGCAACAUGCUGGUCGUCCUCAUCCUGAUAAACUGCAAAAAGCUCAGGAGCCUGACUGACAUCUACCUGCUCAAUCUGGCCAUCUCUGACCUGCUUUUCCUUCUCACCAUCCCUUUCUGGGCUCACUACGUUUCUAAUGGGUGGGUGCUGGGAAAUACAAUGUGUAAAUUAUUUGCGGGGCUGUAUCAAAUUGGCUAUUUUGGUGGAAACUUCUUCAUCAUUCUCCUGACAAUUGAUAGGUACCUGGCUAUUGUCCAUGCUGUGUUUGCUUUAAAAGCCAGAACAGUCACCUUUGGGGUGGUGACAAGUGGGGUCACCUGGCUGGUGGCUAUGUUAGCCUCUGUCCCAGUAAUCAUUUUUACUAAAUUCCAUGAAGAAGAUUCUCAUUACUUCUGUGGCCCUUACUUUCCACUAGAGUGGAAGAAUUUUUAUACAAUAAUGAGAAAUGUCUUGGGGCUGGUCCUGCCACUGCUUGUCAUGGUCAUCUGCUACUCGGGAAUCCUGAAAACCCUGCUUCGGUGUCGAAAUGAGAAGAAGAGGCACAAGGCCGUGAGGCUCAUCUUCGCCAUCAUGCUCGUGUACUUCCUCUUCUGGACCCCCUACAACAUCGUUGUUCUCUUGAGCACCUUCCAGGGAUUCUUUGGCCUGAGUAACUGUGAGAGCAUCAUUGGACUGGACCAAGCCAUGCAGGUGACAGAGACCCUCGGGUUGACGCACUGCUGCAUCAACCCCAUUAUCUACGCCUUUGUUGGGGAGAAGUUCAGGAGGUAUCUCUCAGUAUUUUUCCGAAAGUACAUCGCCAAACACCUCUGCAAACAAUGCCCAGUUCUCUACGGGGAGCCAGCGGAUCGAGCGACCUCAACAUACACCCCUUCCACUGGGGAGCAGGAAGUCUCAGCUGGCUUGUAAAAUGAGUAGCAGUUUGCUUGUUAUUUUUAAAGGUAGAUAACAAUCUACAUUUAAUAACAAGCCUUGAGGUUUGUUAAGUAAUAGAGACCUGUGAAGUGGUUGCCUAAGAACCUCAGGGCUGUGUGUACCAAGAUAGACUUAGAUCACUCCUUAUAUAUCCAACCUAUACUCAGAGAAUAGUUGAGAUCAACUGUGAGUAGAGACUUGGGCUCACCAGCACUCUCAUUUCUGUGCCUGGAAAAUACCUUGUUGCCUUGUGCCAGCACUCCUUUCCCAGUCUUCACCACUUCUUCAUUCAAUCUCUGAUUCCAUCAAUCUCUCAUAAUCAAGGGCAAAGCUGGCAGCGGAGAGGACCAUGGCACAGGCAUAAGAUGGAGGGGGGGCGGUGGUGGGGCAGGGCCAGGAGUAGAAGGAGGCUGAGCCCCAACACAGACAAAAGUGGGUGAGGCCCUCACUCUUUCAGCAGAAAGUGGGGCACCCUCUCUCACCAGCGCUUACCUCCGAAGGCUUCCCCAGGCUGUAGAGGCAUGGGCAGCAGUAAGGACUGUCUGCAAGCUUUGGUUGGACCUGAUGGUCCACUUUUGCAUCAGUGCAUGGCACAUUUUGCUUUAUGAUUUAUCUAUGACAACCACACACCCUACCUUUGAAAUCUAUUAAAUAUCAAGCCCUUGUUAAGCCCAGUCUACCUGAAGCCUUCAACUCCAUUACCCUGAUCUAUUCUAUAAUCAAUGUCUGUUGUAAGCCCCUGAAAAAAAAUUUAUAUAUCAAGCCCCAUUGUUCACAGUUGUUUCUCAGACCACAUCCCACUAUAAAAGAAUUUAGAAAAUUUUUUGUUUAUAAAAUAUGUAUAAUCUAGGAUGAGUUUAAAAAUAUAUUUUUUUAAUAAAAUGUAUGUUUUAUAUUAUCCAGACCAGGUUGGAAACAUAAAGAUGGAUGCUAACACCCAUGCCCUUUAGACCUGCGGAGGGAGGAGGGGUAGAGAAGGCAUGUGCAUAAUCGCAGCCACCAUACAUAUAUACGUGUGCCUCUGUUUGAUCUUUCCAGGAAAAGGGGGAAGUUGGAAGUGGUGAUUAUGAGAAGGAGUGGCAGAGAGGGAGCUCCUCCACAGGACAGGCAGACAAACAGGGACUGUGGGAACCCUGCAGACUGCCUUGCAGAAUCAGCCAUGGGGAAAGCACAGGUGGGGGUUCAGAACCUCCAAAGCCUCCUGUCUGGUCUGACUGCCCCCCCACCCCUGCAUGUUUCCCUGAGGCCUUUAUUAUAGAUCUCUUGGCUGCAGGAUUGCCCCGCUCCAAAAAUCAGCAUGUGGAGGUCCAGGAGAGACACCUCGGGAGAAUGCGAAGGAAACUGCACAACAAAAAUUCCUGGAGGGUUACGGGGAAGGAAAAUCCAUCAGUGGGGGCCCUGAAG
Molecule: messenger RNA, 2815 nt
Organism: Nycticebus coucang (slow loris)
Lineage: Eukaryota; Metazoa; Chordata; Mammalia; Primates; Lorisidae
Gene: CCR2
Product: C-C motif chemokine receptor 2
Exons: 2
Coding region: 323-1405 (360 amino acids)
Biological process (GO): G protein-coupled receptor signaling pathway; inflammatory response; immune response
Cellular component (GO): cytoplasm; membrane
Molecular function (GO): C-C chemokine receptor activity
Source: RefSeq, a predicted model, not a curated record